Molecule: messenger RNA, 1956 nt
Organism: Lachnellula hyalina
Lineage: Eukaryota; Fungi; Ascomycota; Leotiomycetes; Helotiales; Lachnaceae
Product: Tripeptidyl-peptidase sed1
Exons: 4
Coding region: 1-1956 (651 amino acids)
Biological process (GO): proteolysis
Molecular function (GO): tripeptidyl-peptidase activity; serine-type endopeptidase activity
Source: RefSeq, a predicted model, not a curated record
AUGUAUUUCCUCAGAUCUACCAUCUUGGCUUUGGCUGUAGGCACUUCCUUUGCCAGUCCUACUCCCGGCCAUGGUCAUGUUCGACAUGAAAAGCGCACAGGCGGUGAUCAAUUGAUCAAGAGGUCAAGAGCAGACCCAUCUAUGCAAUUGCCAGUGCGCAUUGCCCUUGCUCAGAACAAUCUGGAUCACGGGGGCAACCGGCUGCUAGAUAUCUCAGACCCCCGCUCUGCCAAUUUUGGAAAGCACCUGUCCUCUAAGGAGGUUGGGGACCUAUUCCGUCCUUCCAGCGAGUCUAUCAGUGCUGUCCGCCACUGGCUCCAUGACUCUGGCAUUGAGUUGGAAAGACACAAUGUCACUGUCGGCAGAGGAUGGCUGAAAUUCUAUGCCUCUGUAGGAGAGCUAGAAGAGUUGCUUUCCGCCAAAUAUCAUGUGUACGGGCACUUGGACUCCGGGGAGGCCCAUAUUGGUUGUGAUGAAUAUCACCUCCCGUCUGAAAUUGUUCCCCACGUCGACUUUGUUACUCCAAGUGUAUCUACGAUUCGAAUCGGCGAGAAAGACCUGAAGAAGAAAAAGCGUGGUGAAGUCAAGUCUCUCUCCCCAGCGUCCUUUCCGCCACAUGUCACUCCAGCCGGCAGCAGCUUUGAUACAAAUUCUUUUGUCAGUGGCGCAUCGGAAAUACCCUGCUACACUGCGGUUACGACCGAGUGUCUUAGAACGCUUUAUGGAAUACCCCUAGGCAAUUCUAGCAUAGCUGGAAAUGAGAUUGGAAUUUUUGAAUCGGGCGAUUACUACGACCAAGAAGACCUGGACAAGACUUUUGCGGCCAUCGCUCCUUACGUCCCACAAGGCUCGCAUCCCACACUCAAAGGUAUUGAUGGAGGUUACGCUCCAAUGGAGGACUACGUUGGCGUGGAAUCACUUCUUGACAUGACGCUGAUUCUCCCCUUGGUCUAUCCGCAACAGUCUAUCCUGUUCCAAGUCGACGAUUUGCACCAGGUUGAAUUUUCCGAAGGAUUCGGGGAUACUUUCCUUGAUGCGCUCGAUGCCUCAUACUGCACGUUUGAAGGCGGAGAUGAUCCAACUCUGGACCCCAAGUAUCCUGACACGGGUAAGAAUGUGACGGGACAACCAGCAGGUUCAUACAACCAGACUGAGAUGUGUGGUACAUAUACCCCAACCAAUGUCAUUUCUGUCUCUUAUGGGCUGGGCGAAAACACCUUUUCCAGAUUCUAUUGGGACCGACAAUGUCAGGAGUACAUGAAACUCGGCCUUCAAGGCGUCUCGGUUAUCUACGCUUCUGGAGAUUCUGGUGUGAGCAACCGUGGGCAAUGCAUCUCCCCGAACGGUACACACAACUAUGAUGAUACAGGAGCGUUCUCGCCGAGCUUUCCAGCCUCUUGUCCUUGGUUGACGUCCGUUGGCGCUACACAGUUCAACACCGACGAUAAAACCGAAAACGCUGUAUACGUCUACGAAGAAGAAUACUACUCUGGCGGCGGCUUCUCCAACUACUGGCCCGCGCCCAGCUACCAAGAACCGACGCUCGCCCACUACUUCGCCACGACCCCGCCCCCCUACAACAACACCAUCUACGGCACGCCCUACUACAACAAAUCCGGACGCGCCUAUCCAGACGUCGCGGCCAUCGGCCUCAACAUCCUCGUCUACCAGAACGGCCAGCCGAGCUUCGUGAGCGGCACGAGUGCCUCGGCACCGAUCUUCGCGUCGGUUAUUAAUCUGAUCAACGAAGAGCGCCUCGCGGCUGGCAAGUCGGUCGUCGGGUUCAUCAACCCCACGCUGUACCAGAACCCGGAUGCGUUUACGGAUAUCACCAACGGUACGAAUCCGGGGUGUGGCACGGACGGCUUUUCUGCUGUCAAGGGCUGGGAUCCGGUUACGGGGCUUGGAACACCGAUUUUUGAGAAGCUUUUGGAUGUCUUUAUGGCGUUGCCGUAG